AUGGCUUCCAAGAAAAUAAUAAAAACUCAAACAAAUCUUGGGGGCAGUAGUCGAACGAUCGAACAUCAAGACCCGAAGAAAUCGAUCGAGGAUCUUUUCACGAAUCGAUUUGUCAAGAAGCCAAAUAAGCCUCAACUCCCAGCGGCAUUCUAUCAACAACCUACCAAUAGAGGCAGGGGAUCUGCUGGACAUUCCCCAGUGGGAUCGUCGGAUGAUGGGUUCAAGUCAAAUAGCCAAUUGACGCUCAGCCCUCAAUCAUCAACAUCACCAGGGGUGGGCCAACCCCAAUAUAUGCAUCAGAGAAUGGGUUCUGCCCCGGAACUGGUGAAUUCUUUGUAUUCGGCCCCCUCAUCCUCCUCUCAUAUCCCUCAACCGGGUAUCCCUCGGCCAAUGCAUAAACCCAGCUUCAGUAUGAGUGAAGUGUCCCACGAAAUCCCGUCAUAUCACUCCCGAUCUUUAUCGACGGAUGCCACGCAUCAUCAAAUGGAACCCCGUCUUGGUGCAGCGUGUUCCCCCUUUGGCGGUCCUCCCCAGGCCCCAGCCACGUCAUGGCGUUCUGAUCCUCAAAUAUCGGAAUCGGAGCCGCCGCCACGACGUACAACUUCUACCUGGCCGCAGGGACGACACGGAAUCCAGGCCGACGCCUCGGCAUCGUCUUCUAUGCGUGGACGGGGAUACGCACAGCUAUUUUGUGCAAUCUACUACGUUAAGGGGCAGAAUUAUUUUGCGCGAACGUCCACCGUUGCCAACACGCAAUUUGUCGCCGGCAAUAUUGCUUAUCCAAAUCUCGCUCUUGCUAUGCGAAACUGCAUCACUUCCGAUGCGGAUUGUACGCAUGUACGCUGUUGCACAGUGACUGCUCCGGCUAGCUGUGUCAUCGGCAUGAUUGGAACGGUGGCCGUGCUGGAGGGCGAAAACGAACAGUGCAUCUACUACGCAAAACAAAGCGGCAUUUGCGCAAGCGCUUCCGCUGCGGCAAUUCAGCUUCCAGCUUCCGCCGCCGCCACGACCAGUACUGUCGAUUCCGAAAAGCCUACCACCUACCCGACACUUAAACGAAUCCCGCGAUUCCUCAGAGGCAGUAAUAUAAACGUUUGGCGCGCCGGCCUUGCUGAUACCGUACCCACACCGAUGUAUUGUAACGGGAAUACUUGGUGGUAUGGCGCUAACGACCCGGGGUGCGAUGGAUCGCUGGAGCUAUAUGUUAAUCCUAAUGGUGCCCAACUCGUUGGCGCCAACCGGAAUAUUACUCUUUGGACCAGGCUCGGCUGGGUCGCAAACCUAACGAACUCAUGCGGCGCCAACCAAACAAUCUUCCAGUACCAGGGCAACCCAGGCUUCCAAUAUCUACGAGAGGGUGUCUCGCCCGAUGACGGGUACGACAGUCGAACGGCCAUCUUCGCAACUUGGUCCAGCUCGUCGACGUGCGUCGACCAGACCGUCAAAAAUCAAUGCCUCAAGAGUAACGUCGAAUCGACUGCUCCGCGUUGUGGU
Molecule: messenger RNA, 1494 nt
Organism: Mesorhabditis spiculigera
Lineage: Eukaryota; Metazoa; Nematoda; Chromadorea; Rhabditida; Rhabditidae
Source: the annotation of a GenBank genome assembly